AUGGCCCCCAAGGAUUACACCGAUACCAGUUUCUUGCCAUUUCCUACUCGUAACCGGAGGACAACCGUGGACGAACAGUCCGCUCAUUUUGUUGAGAUGAUCCAGAAGAUACAUGUUAAUGCCCCUCUGCUGGACGUAAUGCAUGUACCGACAUAUGCCCGUUACAUCAAGGACAUCAUCCACAACAAGCGACCCUUGCCCUCCACGGAGGUUGUCAAGCUGACGGAGGAAUGCAGCGCAACUAAACUUAACUGGCCUCCAGAGAAGAAGAAAGAUCCAGGGUGCCCAACAGUCACGUGUUCAAUUGGGGCACAGCACUUCGGCCGUGCUUUGUGUGACCUGGGAGCCAGUGUCAGCAUGAUGCCUAAAGCCGUCUACGACAAGCUAAACUUCACGCACCUCACACCAACACCAAUGCAUCUCCAGCUAGCUGAUUCUUCAAUUCAUUACCCAGAAGGGAUUGCUGAAGAUGUUUCGGUCAAGAUUAAGGAUUGCUUCAUCCCUGUCGACUUCAUCGUGUGUUGA
Panicum virgatum (switchgrass) is the source of this 525-nucleotide messenger RNA. RefSeq lists its product as uncharacterized. The record is from RefSeq and is a predicted model, not a curated record. The transcript has a single exon. The coding region runs from base 1 to 525 and encodes 174 amino acids. NCBI's taxonomy places the organism in Eukaryota, Viridiplantae, Streptophyta, Magnoliopsida, Poales, Poaceae.